This is a messenger RNA of Fonsecaea nubica, 1038 nucleotides long. RefSeq lists its product as hypothetical. Gene Ontology annotation, biological process: mitochondrial translation. Gene Ontology annotation, molecular function: structural constituent of ribosome. Gene Ontology annotation, cellular component: mitochondrial large ribosomal subunit; ribosome. Lineage: Eukaryota; Fungi; Ascomycota; Eurotiomycetes; Chaetothyriales; Herpotrichiellaceae. The coding region runs from base 1 to 1038 and encodes 345 amino acids. The record is from RefSeq and is a predicted model, not a curated record. The transcript is spliced from 3 exons.
AUGCCUCGUGCUACAGCACCUCGGGCGAAGAUCCACGUCAAGCGAACUCCUCCGGUCCUUCUAACACACCGAGUUCGUCCUCAAGAUGGCAAUGGACCACGACUAUGGAACGCAAAGCGACGCAUCAAGACCAGCAGAGGUCUGCCCUUUCUCCGAGCUCAUGCCCUGGUCAGCAAAGAAAAACUCCAGGAGUGGCAAAGGACUUCGUGGAACAAGCUCAAUACAGAAGAGCAGAAAGCAUUCGCUCCCAUCUUCCGCGAAGACGGUUUAAACACAGAGUGGUGGAAGCUGGACAGAAAGAAUCUCGAGAGGUUCAUGGAAACCCACCCAAGCCUCCGUGAGGUCUCUAGCGAUGUCAAGUCCUUCAUUGCAGCUGGUUCAAUAAACUUCGAGAAAUCGACAAUUCUUCGCAUAUUGAUGGAUCCUGCGCGAUAUUUUGCCCUUCCCCAUAAUGUUCCUCUCAGCAUGCGGCGGCAGGUUUACUUCCCCGAUCCCAAAGACGCCGUGGUCCUCAUGCGUACGCCGCAUCUGGGUCCCCGUUACGCCGCGUUUGACGUACCGCUCCACUUCAAUAAAAUCGAUCUCAGAGCCUACCUGAAAGAUGUCUAUGGCGUGGAUGUUCUCCACAUUCGCAGCGUAGUGCUCCAACAGAAAGUCGAAAGAAAAGAUGGCAGAAGCAAAUAUUCGCAAGGGAAAUUGUUUCGUCCACCUAGCAAGAAGAAAAUGACUUGUCUCCUGGCGAAACCGUUUGUGUAUCCUGCAGAGCCAGAGGACCUGGAACCCUGGGAGCACGACCGGUACUGGGAAUCAAUGAAAGCCAUCGUGGAAAAGAACCGAGAAGAAUCCGAGUGGGGUAUGAUGAACCCCGAUCUCAAACACAGAAAGGCAAUGGCCCUGCAAGCUCAGCAGCUACUGAAGGGAAAGAUGAGAUGGGCUCCGACGUGGCAGAAUUUUGCCGACGACUGGCGUGCCAUGCGAGGAUUGGGGGCCAAUGCCAGCAAUCAACAGCCGUCUCAACCUGCGAACCCGUCUUCGUAA